Manihot esculenta (cassava) is the source of this 1446-nucleotide messenger RNA. RefSeq lists its product as uncharacterized. The record is from RefSeq and is a predicted model, not a curated record. The transcript has 6 exons. The coding region runs from base 1 to 1446 and encodes 481 amino acids. NCBI's taxonomy places the organism in Eukaryota, Viridiplantae, Streptophyta, Magnoliopsida, Malpighiales, Euphorbiaceae.
AUGACAUUUUUUGUUUGUUCACAGAUGAGGGGACGUGGAAGGGUUAACAAGCCCAGAGGACUGGUUCAACUUCCUACUAGUGCAAGUCAAGAGGACGCGAAUACAGAUGACGGACAAGAGCAUGAGCUGCAUUUACCACGGGCACCGACGGGACUUGGGGAUACGAAACUUCAGAUAUGGCUUCCCCGUCCCCUUCCACCUCCUCACCGUCACAGUUUACAUCCUCACCACCCUACUGCAGCUCCACGACCAACGGUAUCACAUACACAUUCACCUCUUCCUGCAUCCCCUUCUGGUACUGCAUCAGCUAGAGGGACAGGAUCUACAUCAGCAUCUACUCCAUCAUCUGCUCCUGCAUCUGCUCCAGCAUCAGCUGCAUCGACCACUGCUGUAGGCGGAACACAGUCAUUCCGACAGACUAUUUCACUCAUUAACAACAAUUUGCAUCCGUCGGAGAUGUGCAGCCGCAGGAUAACUCUGAUAGUGAAAGAAAGAUUGGUCGAGGAAGGCCACUGUUGGAAGACUGUGUCCAAUGAAACUAAGGAGUUUUAUUGGCAGGAAUUCAAGAAAUACUUCAUAUGGGACCAAGCAAUUGACAGCUUGGUAAAAAUUGCCUGGCAGAAAAAGGCAGCUGAGCGAUACAGGGGCUUAAUGUGGGAAAUCAGGAAAGGGAAGGCGAAGAAUCUUGCAACCCCUGAUUCUGUUUUGAGGAAGUGGCAGGAAACUUGGAACACUUCUGAAUACAAAGAGAAGUGUGAGAAGUUUUCUGCCAAUAGGCAUAGUGAGGCUGGAGGGUCAGGAUCUGGCAUUUCCAGGCACGCAUGCGGUUCUGUUUCACAGUACACCCACCAGCGGAGGAUGAGGGAAAGACUAGGCAGAGAACCACAUCCUCAUGAGCUUUUUGAGGCCAUACAUAAGAGAAAGGGGACGGAGGAGUUUGUUGAUGCGAGAUCAAAAGCUAUUUAUGAUAAAUACGUACAACUGAAGGAGGCUACUACACAUCAACAGGAGGGAAGCAAUGAGUCGACGCCCAUAAAUGAGGCCCAACUGUACUACGAAGCAGUUGGCGGACAGAAAAAGAGUCGAGUUUAUGGGUUAGGGUCCCAGGCUUCAGCAUAUUUUCAUGAGCCAUCUCAUUGUUCUGCAUUAUACAUGUCUGCACCCCCAGUGGAUCCUCCUACAAUUGAAACAAUGAACAGGAUGCAGAAUAAAAUUGAUCGGCUAGAGACAGAGAAUAGUCGAAUUACCACAAGGCUGGACGAGUUGCAGACGAUUAUGCAUAGGAUGAUGGCACAACAGGGUAUUGGGAUAUCCACUCAGACAUCUACUCCUACGGCACCUCCAGCUCCGUCUCCACAGCAGCGGCGUGAUGAUGCCCCUGUCAUUGGUGAUCAUCAUACAGAUAGUGAUGAUGAUACAGAUGUUGAGCUAGCUAGUUUAGUUUAG